UAUUAUCUGCUUACAGGGCCUGCGGCCGCCAUCAUGGCUAGGGUGAAUAAGAUUAACGUCGCCGGCCGUGGAGGUUUCACCCGCCGCUGUGCUUCGCUGGUGCGCGAGCAGAGGGCCAGGAUCUACAUCCUCCGCCGCUGCGCCACCAUGCUAUUGUGCUGGUACAUCCACGGCGAUGACUAGCUACCUUCCCAUUUCCUUUACCCCUCUCAUACAAACAUAUAUAAAUAUGUAGUAUUCCAAGCCGCUCUGCCUCUUCACUUCUUUAGUGGUGGUUUCGCCUCUUUUUGGGCUUGGUUGGC
Molecule: messenger RNA, 302 nt
Organism: Dendrobium catenatum
Lineage: Eukaryota; Viridiplantae; Streptophyta; Magnoliopsida; Asparagales; Orchidaceae
Exons: 1
Coding region: 34-183 (49 amino acids)
Biological process (GO): negative regulation of cell population proliferation
Source: RefSeq, a predicted model, not a curated record